Molecule: messenger RNA, 2669 nt
Organism: Cuscuta europaea
Lineage: Eukaryota; Viridiplantae; Streptophyta; Magnoliopsida; Solanales; Convolvulaceae
Source: the annotation of a GenBank genome assembly
CGCAGCAUUGAUCCAAAGUUGGAUCAAUGGGAAUCGCAGCAUUAGGUUCUUAAAGUUGGAGGGCCCCGCUUAGCUGAGGACUUUUCUUGGAUCUAGUCAUUACUUCCUCUUUAUGGAGAGACGAGCAGUUCACAAUUGACAGUUGGACCGCGAAGAAAGGCAAUGACCACUUUGCAUGCCAAAUCAGAAAAUGUUAAAGCUCAGGGAGCGGAAUGCAAACUGUGCCUGAAUUAGGAUCCAAGUGCAAACUGCGCUCCAAAUCGGAAGGGAACAAUAUCCGAAGGAUUUCCGUUUCUGUACGAAGAAACCGCUGCUCAAUUAAGGAUUUAUUACCAAAAUAGCUCUCUCUCGGGUUGCUCACUAAAUAACUGCACAUUACAGGUGACCCGAUUUUCCUCUUUUGCAUAUUGUUGUUUUCCGUGAUUUGAUCUGUCCGGAUUCCGAGGUGGCUUCAAGUUCUGUAUUCAAUUGCUGAUUGAAGCUGCAGAGUAAUGCCUUGAUUUCCGAGUUUUUCAUCUGCUGAAGAUACAGUGGAUUAAGUUCAAAUUGAACGUACUGCUGAUAUCUGGAGCGACCUGUUAAUGAAGGGGUAUUUGAAGGAAGAAAAAUGAAGGAUGAUACAUUGUGGUCGGAGGUAAAAUGACUGGGGUGUCAUUGGGUGUUCGUACUGGGAGCUAUGGAUCAUUGCAGCAGGCGCAAAAUGAGAUGUUGCAUACUCAAAAUUUUUUCAUUCUGCGCAAGACUCCAAAGAUGUCACUUUCUGGUUCCAGAGAGAAAGAGAGGUUUCUUCCAUACAUUUGUAGAAUUUUACUCCGAAGACAGGUGGGGAUGCUAAUUUUGGUCACUUUUGCACUUUUGGUUUUUACAACAGGAUUCUUAACAGUAAACAAAGAGGAUGUAUCUGGAAGCUCAUCUUUGGAUUUUGAAGAAGGAUUUUGGAGUAGCACAUAUUAUGUAUCUUCACUCUUGAACAGAAAGGUUGCGUCUUGUGGUGCAAAUAAGGACCACAUGGUUUCUCUCAAUACCUCUGUUAAUAUGCUUUCUAUUGACAAUGCUGCUGCCAAGCCCCACCCUUGCAGAAACUUUGCAUUUCCUCCUCCCCCUCCGGGUGAGAGGAGGCGGAUUGGGCCACGCCCAUGCCCUGUAUGCUAUCUUCCCGUGGACCAGGCUAUUGCUAGAAUGCCCAGAACCCCUUCACCGUCACCUGUUCUCAAUCAUCUAACUUAUUAUCGUGAAAUUAAUCCCACAAAGACUUAUUCUCGUGGAGGUUCAGACUUUGGUGGGUAUCCUUCUUUGAUGCAGAGGAACGAUUCUUUUGACAUAAAAGAAUCGAUGACGGUACACUGUGGGUUUGCCAAAGGAUGUACACCUGGAGAUCAAACUGGGUUUGAUAUUAAUGCUUCCGAUCUAAGGGAGAUGGAGGACUUCCAUGAAGUCAUUGUUGCAUCAGCCAUAUUUGGGAACUACGAUGUGAUUCAACAACCAAGGAAUGUCAGCUCCAUUGCAAGAGAACAUGUUCCCUUCUAUAUGUUUGUUGAUGAAGAGACAGAAACAUCCUUAAGGAAUUCUAGUCAUUUAUAUCACAACAACAGGGUCGGACUGUGGAGGAUAAUUCGUGUUCACAAUGUGCCUUACAACGAUGCAAGACGCAAUGGGAAGGUGCCCAAACUUUUGCUGCACAGACUCUUUCCAAAUGUCCGGUAUUCAAUUUGGAUUGAUGGAAAGCUUCAGCUUGUGGCAGAUCCAUACCAAAUUCUUGAGAGGUUUUUGUGGAGGGAGAAUGCUACUUUUUCCAUUUCACGGCAUUAUAGACGCUUUGAUGUAUUUGAAGAAGCUGAAGCUAAUAAAGCUGCAGGAAAGUACAAUAAUGAAUCCAUUGAUCACCAGAUUGGCUUUUAUAAGAAAGAGGGUCUAACGCAUUAUUCUGAGGCUAAGCUUCCUAUAACAAGUGAUGUUCCUGAGGGUUGUGUAAUCAUAAGGGAGCACAUUCCCAUAACAAAUCUGUUCACUUGUUUGUGGUUCAAUGAGGUUGAUAGAUUUACCUCCAGGGACCAGUUGAGCUUUGCCAUAGUAAGGGAUAGAGUGAUGUCCAAAACAAAUUGGACAGUCAAUAUGUUUUUAGAUUGCGAAAGGCGGAAUUUCGUGAUACAGGCGUAUCAUAGAGAUCUACUUGAGCAAAGGGCUCAAGAAGCCACUGUAAGAGUUCAUUCUCCUCCACCACCACCACCACUUUUGGUUAGUGAUGGGGUCAUAGUAGCUGUUAGAACUCCAGUAAGGAAAAGUGUCAAGCGUGGGAAGAAGGCUGGCUCUAGGCGGCAUAGGAAAAUUGGAGCUGGGCAUAGGGACCAUACAUGAUUUCUUUUAUUUCUUAUUUUUUUAUUUUUUUGGAUGCAAAGUCAAAUCUUUGGUCUGUUCUCAUUUUCUUUUGAUGUCCAUAUAUUGAGCAGACAGGAAGGAACUAUUUUGAUAGGGUAUUUCUUACACGGGAAAAGUACUAGUUUUGCUCUAUAAUGUGUAUCAUUUUGUUUACACUGUAGAUACCGAUUGCAAUAAAACGGUUCACAGUUAUUUCAUAUUGCAAAUGACUCUGAUUUGUUUUUUAAUUUAUUUGUUUUUGUAUUAUCUUGAUUCUUGAAUAUGAUUAUAUAUGAAGCUGUAAAAUGAUUUUA